Macadamia integrifolia is the source of this 3784-nucleotide messenger RNA. Its product is annotated as methyl-CpG-binding domain-containing protein 13. The record is from RefSeq and is a predicted model, not a curated record. Gene Ontology annotation, molecular function: DNA binding. The transcript has 8 exons. NCBI's taxonomy places the organism in Eukaryota, Viridiplantae, Streptophyta, Magnoliopsida, Proteales, Proteaceae. The coding region runs from base 466 to 3516 and encodes 1016 amino acids.
UACAGUGCGAAAGCAUCUAAGCAUCUAACUUCAGAGCAGCUUACAUUAACACACGGUCCAACGGACUGUUCUCCACUACUCUACUGUUUCGUCUUUGUCUCGACGCCUGUGAAACUCCUCAAUCGGACCCCAAAAAGAGGGGAAGAUGUUAGUGAUGGAGGGGGUUGCAGAAAUUGGGACAUCGGAGGAGUGAAAAUUUCUCCGGCGAUCUCUCAAGUUUCGAGUCUCCUCAAUAAUGGCAGCACAGAUUCUUGGAAAACGUGUUUCUUGAGGUCCUUUGUCCGAUGAUUCAUGGACAGUUUAUAUUUAGCGGCUUCACUUCCCUUGCGCAGAGCGUGACCAAGAUUGGAAGCGAUUGAGAGAGCUCACUAAGUGAGGGAGGAGGAGUUUUGCAGUGUGUCGAUCAACGGAGGAAGGUGUCAUUUUUCGUUGUGUUUGUCGCCGGAUAACUUCAGAUACUAGCUGAUGGCUAUUGAGAAGUCGCCGGAUUCCCUACCGGCUGGUUGGAUUCGGGAGCCUAAGGAGCGACCGAACGGUAGGACAGAUUGGUACUAUAUUAAUUUGAAAACUGGAGAAAAGUGUCGUUCCAAGAUUGAAGUUGCUCGCCAUAGUAAAUCUGGAGAUCUCUGCAGUGUCACGCCUCAACCUAAUAGAAGAUUCUCAAGAGAUAAUAAGAAGCAACUUGCUGCGCAAAUGGAGGAUUCACCAGAGUGGUUGCCCACUGGCUGGAGUAUGGUGACCAAAACCAGAAAGAGUGGUAUGACCGCUGGACGAACGUACAAGUGUUACAUCUCAUCAACUGGAAGCAAAUUUUAUUCGAAGGAAGAGGUCUUCCGCUAUCUCAAGAAUGGGAAGAUACAGAGUCACACAUCUGAACCCAACAAAAGAGACACUGCAACACAUUGUCACUCAGCUGAACCGAACAAAAUAGACACUGCAACACAUUGUCACUCAUCUAAACCGAAGAAAAGAGAUGCUGCAGUGCAUUGUCCCACAUCUGAACAGAACAAAAGAGAUGCUGCAGUGCAUUCUACCAAAUCUGCAAGCAAAGUUGUAGUGGAGAAGCAUACAGCAGAGGGGUUGCCCCCAGGAUGGAUUAAGGAAAUCAAGGUUACUCAAAUGGCGGGUCGAACCAGAAAAGACCCGUAUUACAUCGAUCCUGUAACCGGCUAUGAAUUCCGCUCUUUAAAGGAUGUGUUUCGCUAUCUUGAAUCUGGUGAUCUUGGGAAGUGUGCAACCAAACCAAAGAAAAGGCAAAUCAGUGACAUGGAGUCUAUAGAUACAGAGAUCUCUCCACCUACUGCAGCAAAAACACACAAAAUAGCAGGUAAUGCCACAAGGAGAUGCCUCUUCACAGGCCGGAGCUCAAUAUUGAGUAAAGCAGUAGUAGAGGACGAACUGGUUCUGGAAUCCUCCUCUGUGGUGGAAAAAUGCUUAUCGUUGCCCUUUUUCGCUGUAGAUGGGGAAACCUCUCGAACAAUUAGUGAUCACCAAGAAUUUGAAGGCAUAAAGAAUGUGGAAGGGAAGAUGGUCGUUGCUGAAAGCAUGUCUAUAUCAGCUUCUGGAGCUGGCGUCUCUCAAGACACGCAGCUGUUGGAAAAAUUCCAUUCUGUAGAAGGGAAAAACUCUAAACUGAUUAGUGCAGCUCAAAAAUCUGGAGGUUUAGAGAAUACAGAAGAGAAGAUCUUCUGUGCUGAAAAGGGUCUUGUUUCAUCUUCUGAAGCAAAUGGCUUUGCAGAGAAGCGUUCUUCAGAGAAACCACAUGAUGCAGAUGGAGAAAGCACUGUACUGAUCAGUGAAGCUCUAGAAUCUGCAGGCUUAGAGAAUAUGGAAGAGAAGAUGAUCAGUGCUGAAAAAAGUCCUAUUUUAGUUCCUGCAGCGGACAUCAAGCAGCCUUCAGAGAAACUUCAUUCUGCGGAUGAGAAAAGCUCUGAACCAGUUAGUAUAGCCCAACAAGAAUCUGAAGGCUUGGAGAACAUGGAACACAAGAUAGCCAAUGCUGAAAAUGGUCUUAUUUCAGCUCCGUCAGCUGUGGUCUCUCCGGAUAAACAGCCCCUAGGGAAAAGUCUUGGAAAGCGUAAAACCAGGGCCCAGCUUCGCACAAUUAGUACCCAAGAUGGAAAAGAACUUCCCUUGCCUCGUAGGGCUUCAAAACGGAUUGCUGGGCUCCAAGCUGAGUUGGCACCAGAUUUAGAGAAUACUGUAGAGAAGAUCAUCUGUGCUAAAAAAUGUCUUGUUUCACCUCCUGAGGCAGAUGUCAUUGCAGAGAAGCAUUCUUCAGAGAAACCACAUGAUGCAGAUGGGGAAAGCACUGAACUGAUCAGUGAAGCUCUAGAAUCUGGAGGCUUAGAAAAUAUGGAAGAGAAGAUGCUCUGUGCUGAAAAAGGUCGUAUUUCUGCUCCUGCAGCAGAUGCCUCUCCAGAGAAGCAGCCUUCAGAGAAACUGCAUUCUGCAGAUGGGAAAAGCUUUGAACCAGUUAGCAUAGCCCAACAAGAAUCUGAAGCAUUGGAGAACAUGGAACACAAGAUAGUCAAUGCUGGAAAUGGGCUUAUUUCAGCUCCGUCAGCUGAGGUCUCUCCAGAGAAGCAGCCUUCAGGGAGCAGUCUUGGAAAGCGUAAAACCAGGGCCCAGCUUCGCACAAUUAGCACCCAAGAUGGAAAAGAACUCCCCUUGCCUCGUAGGGCUUCAAAACGGCUUGCUGGGGUCGAAGUUGAGUUGACACCAGAUUUGGGAAUUUCUGAACGGGCCCUUCGAAUGGUGGCUAAACAUUCUGUUAAUCUUGAAGCAAAUCCAGCUAUAGGUGUUAGUCCAAAUAGUUACAAUCAUCAGGCACCUAAAGAGGCCAACCCACUUGACGCUGCAGGUGAAGUAGUAACUACAGACCCACUUGACACUGCUGGUGAAGUAUUAACUACACCUCAUGCUUCGCUGUUAAAUGAAAAUGCAUCUAAGGUGGGUGAAAAUCCUAAUCAGGAUGAAGCUGCUCCAGAGGAACCCGCUGGAAAAUUUGAAAGUGAGAAACAGGCUACAGAUAAUCCGGGAAAGUUUGACAGUGAGAAACAGUCGACAGAGAAUUUAGGGGAAAGUGAGAAACAGUCGUCGGUGAAUCCAGGGGAACCCACGAAAAAGUUUGAAAGUCAGAAAGAGUACUCAGAGAAGCCAGUGGAUUCAUCUGUUGUCUUGCCUUUUGGGGACUCAUGGCCAGAUCCCUGCCUUGAAUUUGCAUUCAAGACUCUCACAGGUGCCAUUCCAGUGGAUGAUAAUCUAGUGAUUGGGGAUUACUUGCAAGAGAAUCUCAGCAUGCCUCAGGACCAGAGCUUCACACUACCAGAUCUUGGCUUAGAUGGCUUUUGUCAAACUGAUAUUAUGUUCCAGUUUGGUGCAACAGAGAAAUCAGCACCCAAACAGCAGUCUCCAGGGAAGCCUACAUGUACAUCUGUAGGAAAUUGUGGUAUGGAGGCUUCUGGAGAUAGUGCCUUACAGCAACCUAACGGGGAAGGGGGCAAAGAAUGUUGAGGGUAAACAAUUAAUAGUAGAAAUAGACCUAAAUCCACGUAAAAUGGUCUCUGUAAGAUUAGCUGAAGCUCUGUCUUGAGUAUCAUUUGACUAUGUGGCUUUCUUCAGGUCGGUGAGCUUAUGGAAUUCACCUUCCAUUGACAGAAGUUUAACAUUGUUAACAGUGUUAAAGCAACAACAGACGGUUUGUAUCAUUGUGAUGAUUUGUUGUAUACUUUGUGCACUCUCCAUCAAAACACCGUUUAGAGUUUACAGAAGUGUUUUUUUU